UGUUGCUCCUGAAUGGCGGUGAUGCGCUCGUGGAGUGCGCUGCUCGCUUACUGCAUAUACUUUUGAUCACCUCUAUAACAUCCAUGUAGUGUCUUGAAAGCAUUGCCACUUGAAAGCACGAUGUCGUGGCUUAAAUCUGUUUCUUUUAGCGGGGAAGAUGUUUUUGACGAGAACGCAGACGAGCUCCACUUACAGAGCAGAGAGUGGUCCUCCAACAUGAAGAGGAGAGUCCGGUAUUUGUGAUGGCGUGUGUGUGUUUGGCUGGCCCUGUGCAGGAUGGCUACGUGGAUGGAGUUGAUGCAGGUGAAGAAGCCUCUCUUCAGCCUGGCUUUAACCUGGGCUUCAAGGAAGGAGCAGGUCAGACUGUCGUCGUGGGUCGGCUCAAAGGAAUUGUCACUGCGUUAUGGUGUUGGUUUGAGAGCCAGCAUCCAGAAAGCCCUGCAAAACAAUCUGUGUCCGAGCUCCUGCAUCAAGUGACACAGCAUGAAGAAUCAAUCCUGGAGGAUAUCAAAAGGACUUUAGAAAACCCUCCGUCCAGUGUGAGUGACAUCUCUGAGGCCAUGGAGGACCUGGGAACAAUGCCGGCUGGAGGGGGCUGCUGUGGAGAGCAGUGCAAGGAGACGGACUGCUGCAAGGGAGGGGAGAAAAUGCAAACGGAUGUCCCACCACAGCCACGCCAAUGUCCAGGCUCCUCUGACACUUUAGACUCUGAAAAUAAACUUGCAGUGUUACUUCAGCGAUGUACACAAAUUGUGACAGAGCUGGCACUCCCUCCAGAAAUCACUGCCUACAUUGAGUCACUGGGAUGAAUCUUACAAAUAAAGGCAAGGCAUAUUAAAAAAAACUGUAAACAUCACAGGUUAUGUAUAUAAUUAAUACAUAAUGACAUUAUUUUUUGUCAUAUUUUAUUGCAUUGAUGUUGUUGAAGAUGUUGCUGCUUUAAAUUAAACAAAACAAAAUUUCCCAUUCUCUUA
This is a messenger RNA of Boleophthalmus pectinirostris (great blue-spotted mudskipper), 974 nucleotides long. It is a transcript of the gene otulina, whose product is annotated as OTU deubiquitinase with linear linkage specificity a. The transcript is spliced from 3 exons. The coding region runs from base 243 to 809 and encodes 188 amino acids. The record is from RefSeq and is a predicted model, not a curated record. NCBI's taxonomy places the organism in Eukaryota, Metazoa, Chordata, Actinopteri, Gobiiformes, Gobiidae.